AUGAAUCGAGAAGGUGAAUUGGAGAGCGGCACAGCUCGUUCAAGCGAGGAUGGCGGUUUUAGAACACCAGCUUCAACUCUUCAAAAUAUGAACGAAAAGCCUAUCGAAGAAUCUCCAUCAAAAGAAGAUCCAAAACGUGUGGAAUUCAAAGAAAAUGAUCCGGGAAAUCCAUUGUUGUGGCCUUCAUGGAAAAAAUGGAUGAUUAUCAUUGUCAUUUCUACAACGAGUACUAUGGUCACUUGUACAUCUUCUGUCGUUUCAACAGCAUACCAAGGUAUCGAAAGAGAUUUGGGCAUCAGUCAUGAAGUUGCAAUUUUGGGUUUAUCUUUGUUUGUGCUCGGAUUGGGAUUUGGUCCGAUCUUCUUAGGACCAUUUUCGGAAUUCUACGGUAGAAGGCCUGUAUACCUAAUCAGUUUAACGGUUUACUUCUUAUUCGGUUUCCCGGUCGCAUUUGCAAAUAAUGCACCCGUCUUUCUCAUCUUUCGAUUUUUGACCGGUUGCGUAGGAAGUGCAUUCUUGACCGUUGCAGGAGGUUCAAUUUCGGAUUUAUACGCACCACAAGAUUCUUUCUUUCCAAUGGCAAUCUUUACCUCAAGUCCACCUCUUGGACCGGUGAUCGGGCCUGUAUUCUCGGGUUUCAUCGUUCAAUAUACCACUUGGCGUUGGUCUUUUCGUGUGAUUAUCAUUUGGUCUUUCGUUCAAUUGAUGUUUGUCAUUGCUCUUGCACCGGAAACUUAUGCACCUCAUCUCUUGAUCGAUAGAGCACGCAAGAUACGCAAAGAGACCGGCGAUGAUUCAUACUAUACACAACAUGAACGUGAAUUGGCAGAAAAGAGUUUAACAAAAACAGUGGCAAUCAGUAGUUCAAGAGUUUUCCUCUUACUUGCACUUGAACCAAUGUUGUUCUUGUUGUGCUUGUGGUGUGCAAUCUUGUUGGGAAUUCUUUAUUUAUUCUUUGAACUUUUCCCAAUCGUAUUUGCCAAGCACAACUUCAACGAUUUUGAAAACGGUUUAAGCUUUUUGGGUUUGGGUGUUGGAGUUGUUUCGGGAGUUAUUUUGAUGAAAUUUUGGUAUGCAGCACGAUACAAAAAAUUGGUUGAAAAACUUGGUGAAAAGCCAGCACCGGAAACAAGAUUAUCACCAGCCAAAUUAGGAGCAUUUUUAUGUCCGAUCAGUUUGUUCAUCUUCGCAUUUACAUCUUAUCGAAACGUUCAUUGGAUAGGUCCGAUCAUUGGUUCAAUUCCAUUCGGAACUGGUUUCUUACUCAUUUAUUGUUCCGUGUUUACGUUUAUUACCGAUAAUUGGAAACAAUAUGCUGCUUCUGGAAUGGGAGCUCAUUCAUUCUUACGUUCAAUCUUUGCUGGAGCUUUCCCAUUGUUCGCAGUUCAAAUGGCAAACAGAUUAUCAACUACCGGUGCUGCUGCGCUUUUGGCAGGAUUGAAUGUCCUCGUCGUUCCUUUGCCUUUUGUCUUUGCAAGGUAUGGACCUCGUCUUCGGGCAAAGAGCAAGUAUUCGCAAGGUUAA
Molecule: messenger RNA, 1524 nt
Organism: Meira miltonrushii
Lineage: Eukaryota; Fungi; Basidiomycota; Exobasidiomycetes; Exobasidiales; Brachybasidiaceae
Product: MFS general substrate transporter
Exons: 2
Coding region: 1-1524 (507 amino acids)
Biological process (GO): transmembrane transport
Cellular component (GO): membrane
Molecular function (GO): transmembrane transporter activity
Source: RefSeq, a predicted model, not a curated record